Molecule: messenger RNA, 1050 nt
Organism: Erigeron canadensis
Lineage: Eukaryota; Viridiplantae; Streptophyta; Magnoliopsida; Asterales; Asteraceae
Product: WAT1-related protein At5g40230-like
Exons: 7
Coding region: 1-1050 (349 amino acids)
Cellular component (GO): plasma membrane
Molecular function (GO): transmembrane transporter activity
Source: RefSeq, a predicted model, not a curated record
AUGAACAUGAACAUGAAGUGUUCGCUGCCAUUUAUCGCAAUGGUGGUUGCUCAGGUUGCACAGGUGGGUCUAACAUUAUCCAGCAAGAAAGCCAUAGCAACCGGGAUGCACAACUUUGCAUAUAUAUUCUAUUCCAACGCUUUAGCAUUCUUAGUUCUUCUUCCUGCUGUAUUUCUUGUUCAUAGACCACCAAAUCGCCCUGCACUAACUUUCUCAGUCGUCAGCAGUUUCUUUGGACUUGGCAUUCUCGGAUUCUUGAUGCAAGUGAUUGGAUAUGCAGGAGUUACAUAUGCUUCUGCUACAGUUUUCACGGCAAUCCUUAACCUUGUACCAGGCUUUGUGUUUGUAUUUGCCAUCAUCUUUGGGUUAGAGAGACUAGACAAUGAAGGAGGGUGGUUUAAAAUAAUUGGAACAGUAGUUUCAGUUGUUGGAGCACUCAUUGUGACUUUCUACAAAGGCCCUACAAUUAUAACGUCUUGUUUAAGUUCAAUCGCUCCACCGCUGCUCCUAGGAGAAUCAUCAAACUUGAUCCUUGGCGGACUGCUAAUGCUAAUUGACAGUGUUUUAGCCGCUUUGUUCCUUAUCGCACAGGCAUUGCUCUUCAAGAAAUACUCAGCAGUGCUGAUCUUGAUGUCGGCUUACUGCUUCAUUAUAGCUGUCCUAUCUCUUUUAGCCUCGUUGAUUUUGGAACAUGACCUGAAUUCUUUUAGUUUACAGUCUAAAAGAAGGUUACUGGCCAUCUUGUAUGCGGGAUUCUUUGGAGCUGGUUUCCAACUCACUAUUGGAUCAUGGUGUAUGAAAAUAAAAGGACCACUUUUUGUUACAAUUUUUCAACCAUUAGGGAUUGUCAUUGCAGCUAUCAUGGGUAUUCUAUUUUUAGGAGACGGUCUCUAUCUUGGAUGUUUAAUAGGAUCAGCAUUCAUUGUUGCCGGAUUCUAUGGUGUAAUUUGGGGAAAGGCUAAAGAAGAUAAAAAUAUCGACACAACCAUCGUUGGAAGCACACAGGCCCCUCUCUUGCAAGAUGGCUCUAAAGACAAUAAUGUUGUGUGA